AUGGAAAUAGCUAUAUAUGAGGAAAAAAUUUUUGAAGAAAUUGCGAUAAAAAUUUUAGAAAUAUUAGAAAUAGUAGAAGCAUUGACAAAGGAUCAUUUAAUAGAAAUUUUACCUGAAGAUAUUAUUGAUGUGUUUAGCAGAUUAAAUACUGAUAAAAUUCAAAAAAAUAGGUAUAAUAAACUUAUAUUACAAAGGAGUACAAAGAAAGUAAAGUUAUAUGAGGAGACACUACCAAGAAUUUUAGUUUCCAAAGAAAUAGCACAAAUCGCUUUAAAUAAUCUGGUCUGCAAAAAUCUAGUAAAGCAAGAAAUAUGA
Molecule: messenger RNA, 315 nt
Organism: Dentiscutata heterogama
Lineage: Eukaryota; Fungi; Glomeromycota; Glomeromycetes; Diversisporales; Gigasporaceae
Source: the annotation of a GenBank genome assembly